UAUUCAAAAGAAAAAAGAUACAUUUGUCUUGGUGGCAUAGUUCGUAAUAAUCUCCAAUCCCAAGGACCAUUAUAUUUAACACUGUUAUUACUACAUCUUCUGUCUCACUUUCUCUCCCUCUCUUCAGUCUUCACACUCCACUCUCCACUUCUCCUUCCACAGAUCUCAUUCUUCUUCCACUCUUCCACAAUGCAGCACCUGCUCCGACCACCAACUCUAGCCGCCUUCACGGCGGCUCUACUCUUCAUCUCCGCCAUAUUCUCAACCUCCAAUGCACAGAACAUCACACGCAUUCUCGAAAAACACCCCGAAUUCUCCACCUUCAACCACUAUCUAACCCUAACACACCUCGCUCUAGAAAUCAAUACGCGUACAACAAUCACCGUCUGCGCCGUCGACAACUCCGCCAUGACCAAUCUCCUCGCGAAACACCCGUCGAUCUCCACCAUAAAAAACAUCCUCUCCCUCCAUGUCCUCCUCGACUACUUCGGAGCCAAAAAGCUUCACCAAAUCACAAACGGAACCGCACUCGCCGCCACAUUGUACCAGGCCACAGGCUCUGCACCUGGUUCAUCGGGAUUUGUUAACAUUACCGAUCUUCGCGGUGGGAAAGUCGGAUUUGGAGCGGAAGAUAACAACGGUGCUCUACCCGCUUUGUAUGUUAAAUCCGUUGAAGAAAUACCUUACAACAUUUCAGUUAUUCAGAUUAGUCAAAUUCUUCCCUCGCCUGCAGCAGAAGCUCCUACACCCGCACCUAGCCAACAAAACCUCACAGCUAUUAUGUCCGUACACGGUUGUAAAAUCUUCGGUGACACGCUUUCUGCUUUUCAUGAAGCUUAUAGCACUUUUACCGAUAACAUUGACGGUGGAUUAACCGUUUUCUGUCCCGUCGACAAUGCUUUCAAAGCUUUCCUUCCCAAAUUCAAAAACCUAACCGCCGCUGGUAAACUUGCGCUUCUCGAAUUUCACGGCGUUCCGGUUUAUCAAACGAUUGCGAUGCUGAAAUCAAACAAUGGACUUAUGAAUACGCUUGCUACUGAUGGUGCUGAGAAGUACGAUUUCUCUGUUCAAAAUGAUGGUGACCAGAUCACGUUGAAGACGAAAGCUGUAACGGCGAAGGUAACCGAUACGAUCAUUGAUGAUGUUCCGCUUGCGAUCUAUGCUAUUAAUAAGGUUCUUCUUCCGGAGGAGUUGUUUAAGGGUAAAGCUCCGAGUCCUUCUCCGGCUCCGGCGCCGGCGCCUGCUGCUGACGCUCCUGAGGCGCAUAAGAAGAAGAAGAAGAAGAAGGUGGCUGAUGCGCCAGAGCCGGCUGAUUCACCGGCUGAAUCACCGGAAGAUGCAGCUGAUGACACUGGCGAUGACAGUGACGGCGCCGUUAGGUUUGACGGUAUCGUUGUUACGGUUUUGUCUUUAGUUUUCGGGUUUCUAAUGCUUUGAUAUCUGUACAACACAAGUUACGAUAUGUUGUUUUUUAAUUUAAUUUUUAAUUUUUUUUUAGAUUUAUUUUUGUUUAGUAAGGAAAUAAAGGGAAUUUGUUAGUUGUUACGUUCCUUUUGUUUUCCUUUGGGUUGAAUUGAAGCAGAGCAGGUGUGAAUUUUUAUUUUUAUUCUAUUCUAUUCUAUUUGAUAAUGUUGUAAUUUUAGUGGCGAGAUUGCGGAAAAUGAUGUUAACGCGGUUGUGAAUGUUAAUGUAAACAUUUGUUUACCUAUUCUUCAACUUCAAUGAUCUUAUCUUAUGGUUAA
This is a messenger RNA of Cicer arietinum (chickpea), 1742 nucleotides long. Its product is annotated as fasciclin-like arabinogalactan protein 1. The record is from RefSeq and is a predicted model, not a curated record. NCBI's taxonomy places the organism in Eukaryota, Viridiplantae, Streptophyta, Magnoliopsida, Fabales, Fabaceae. Gene Ontology annotation, biological process: root development; shoot system development. Gene Ontology annotation, cellular component: plasma membrane.